AUGGGCGUUAACAAGCCCUCGCGGGCAUCGUUCAAGGCCUUCUUUGGCUUCCUCCACCUGCUCUUUUACGCAGACCCAAUAUGGCUCGACAAACUCCUCAUUUGCGUGGGCUUUCUUGCGGCCAUUGCUGCAGGCGUGCCCUUUCCCUUGAUUGGAAUCGUCUUCGGUCAGCUGGUCGAUAACCUGAAUACCGCCUCCUGUGAGGCCGAGAAUGCUCCAGGUUCGACGUCCGGAUUGCAGGCCUCCAUCAACUCAAAAGUCUUGCUCCUCGUCUACAUCGCCAUCGCCUCCUUCGUUCUGAUAUACACGCAUAUCGUUUGCUGGAACAUCACCUCGCAGCGACUGGCUCAACGCAUCCGUGACCGUUAUCUAAAGAGUCUGCUGCGGCAGGACAUUGCCUUCUUCGACAAUCUGCAGGCUGGAGAAGUCUCCUCGCGCCUCAAUGGCGACAUCCAGGCCAUCGAAACCGGCACCUGCGAGAAAGUCGGCGUGUUCCUAACAUGCAUCUCCUUCUGUGUCACUGCAUAUAUCGUGGCCUUCAUCAAGGAUGUCAGAUUGGCCGGCAUGCUGAUUUCAUUGAUACCCGCUUUCCUCAUCAUGACCGUCGUUGGGGGACGGUUGGUGCAGAAAUAUUCGACUAAAGCCUCAGACUACUUCGCUAAAGCCAGCGCCAUCGCUUCUGAGGGGCUCAGCCACAUUGGUCUCGUGCACUCCCUUGGAGCCAAUGCACGCCUAGAAGAGAAGUUUCGGGGCUACUUGAGCGAUGCCAGAAGAGAGGGAAUUAGGAAGGCCGUAGCCGCCGCAGCUCAGGCCGGACUUCUCUACUUCAUCGCCUUCUCUGCGAAUGCACUUGCCUAUUGGCAAGGGAGCCGAAAAAUUGCGGAUACGGUGCAAUCUGGGAGCGGAGACACGACGGUUGGAGAGAUCUACACCGUCAUUUUCAUCCUUGUCGAUGGUGCAAUUGUUCUCAGUCAGGUAGCUCCGCUACUACCGCUGUUCGGUGGAGCCGUUGCUGCCUUUAAACGACUGCAAGGCGACAUCGAGCAGUGGCCCACCAUCGACGGCACUUCGGGCUCCGGCGUCAUACCUUCUCCCGUGGAGGGUAGCAUCGAGUUUUGCAAUGUCUCAUUCACAUACCCCUCCCGGCUAGCGCAUCCCGUUCUUGAUGACGUCUCAUUCCAAUGUGAAGCCGGCAAGCUCACAGCAAUAGUGGGUCUCUCUGGUAGUGGGAAGUCGACUAUUGCUGCCCUCAUCGCUCGAUUCUACGACCCCCAGAAUGGCGCGAUAAGCCUUGACGGCCAUGACCUCCGGACUUUGAACGUGAGAGCCCUGAGAGGCUUCAUCAGCCUCGUGCCUCAGGAACCGUCGCUCUUGGACCGUUCCAUCCUGGAGAAUGUUGCUCUCGGUCUGGUCAACUCCCCAGCGCAUUCUCAUCUAGAAGAGACUCUGCUUUCCGACGACCUGCAGCGCCUUGCAAAUGAAGUGAGGAGCGGUGGUGAUCUCACCAAGUGUGCAGAAAGAGCUGGUUCUAGAGUCGCUGAAAUUGUUCAGCUGGUGCAGACUGCCGUCGAUCUUGCAGAUGCCACGGGUUUCAUCGACCGCCUUGAAAACGGCUUUGCGACCCUCGUGGGAUCUGCCGGCAGCCUUGUGAGUGGCGGCCAGAAGCAGAGAAUCGCCCUCGCUCGCGCAGUCGUACGAGACCCGAAGAUUUUGGUUCUAGACGAAGCCACCGCAGCGUUGGACUCUGCGAGCGAGCUGCGAAUCCAAGCUGCGAUCGAGAAAGCGUCCAAAGGCCGGACGGUUAUCUCUAUCGCCCACCGCUUGUCAACCAUCAAAUCGGCCAGCAAGAUCGUGGUGAUGCGGACUGGCAAAAUCCUUGAACAAGGUGACCAUGAGGAGCUAAUGAACCUGAACGGGUCAUACGCGGAGAUGGUUCGCCUCCAGUCCGUAAAACCGUCUGAUGAUGGGACGUCGAGUUCUCAAGGUAGCACUCAUGGCCAGGAAGUCGACGUUAUUGAGCAGCGGGAGGUCGUUCAUUUCGAAAAGGCACAAGAGCCCGAGGUAUCCAAGAAUACCCCCAUCGACAAGCCUAACGAUGCCGGAGGAGAAAUCCUCGGACGUUCAAUCCUCAAGACAAUGAGACCUCUGGUCCGCCCAUAUCUGCUCUUGCUAGCCAUCGCCUUCUUAGCGGCUACUGUAGUUGGUGGCACGUAUUCAGCUUCUGGUACGAUCUUUGGGAACACCCUGGGCAGCUUCUCGCCAUGCAACCCACCCAGUUAUAUACGGUCUCGUGGACUGCUGUUUUCUGGUCUUUUCUUUAUGCUGGCGUGCGUUGAGUUUCUCGCUAACUUCACGAGCUGGUCCGCCUUCGGGCUUAUCUCUGAACGUCUAAUCUAUAAAGUACGGAUUCUCUCCUUUCGCUCUCUCUUCCAGCAGCCGCUGCAGUGGCACGAGUCCCACAGCCGCAGUCCUACCAUGCUCCUCGGCUACAUAACCAACGAUGGCAACGCGUUAGCUGGCUUCAGUGGAUCCAUCAUUGGCACGCUCUUCUCCGUGAUUGUCAACUUCAUUGCCGCAAUUACGCUGUCUCACAUCAUUGCUUGGAGGAUAUCAGUUGUGCUUCUUGUUACAGUCCCUCUCCUCCUUGGCGCGGGCUUCAUGCAACUCCGCUCUAUUUCUCGCUUCGCCGAAAGGCACGCUGGCGCUUUCUCUUCGUCUGUCGGCAUUACGGUCGAGGCCGUCUCCAAUAUCCGCACCAUCGCAUCGUUAUCGCUAGAAGACGAAGUUCUGCAAACAUAUCGCCGAUCUCUGAAAGCACCGCGGAAGGAGAUGGUCCUCCAAAGUUUCAAGACAAAUAUUUGGCUAGCAAUCGCGAACUCAAUGGGCAACGUCCUCUAUGCAUUCGCCCACUGGUGGGGAUCAAAGAAUAUCCUGGAGGGGAGGUACACACAGACCCAAUACUUUAUCAUCCUCAUCGCCAUGCUGGUAUCCGCGCAGCUUUGGGGCCAGCUAUUCACCCUCGCGCCAGAAAUUUCCAGAGCAAAACGCGCCAUCUCGAGGAUCGUUGGCCUACUUGAACUGGACAAUGACUUAUCGGAGUCCGCAUCAGGAAGAUCUACGCCAGGCUCUGAAGAAUUAGACGAGAAGGACAUCGAAGCCGCCGGUACCUCUGUAGGACCGACACGAGGUGGAGCACGAGUCGAAUUUAGCGACGUAUCGUUUGCAUACCCAGCCCGGCCAAACAUACCCGUCCUGACGUCGCUAUCACUUUCUAUCCAACCUGGUCAAUUCUGCGCUCUUGUAGGCCCCUCUGGAGCUGGAAAGAGUACGGUCUUGGCACUUCUGGAACGGUUUUAUGUCCCAGCAACUGGCAGCAUCUCCGUCAAUGGCCUGAAUAUUUCACGACAUCACGGCACCUCUUUCCGCGACAGUAUGGCCUAUGUUCCUCAAGAGAAUGUGCUCUUCCAAGGUAGCAUCAGAUUCAACCUAUGUUUGGGAGCACGUCCUGGUCACAACCCCAGUGAUGGCGAGAUCCAAGAGGCAUGCAAAGUGGCAAACAUCCAUGAAGCAAUCAUAAGCCUCCCACAAGGUUACGACACGGAAUGCGGGUCCGGCGGCUCGCAGCUUUCAGGCGGACAACGCCAACGUCUCUCCAUUGCACGUGCACUAGUCCGCAAGCCGAGACUUUUGUUGCUGGAUGAAAGUACGAGUGCCCUAGAUGCCGAGAGCGAGAAGGCUUUGGAAGAAGGUCUCCAAAGGGCUGUCCAGCGGCAUGGUGUCACGGUUAUCGCAAUAGCACACCGACUGAGGACCAUUGCACGAGCGGACGUCAUAUUUCUGAUCGAAGCGGGCAAGGUGACGGACCAAGGACGGCAUGAAGAGCUGAUACAACGGAGCGAAAGCUACCGCGUCAACGCACUCCAUCAGAUGUUGGCAUGA
Molecule: messenger RNA, 3939 nt
Organism: Trematosphaeria pertusa
Lineage: Eukaryota; Fungi; Ascomycota; Dothideomycetes; Pleosporales; Trematosphaeriaceae
Product: leptomycin B resistance protein pmd1
Exons: 2
Coding region: 1-3939 (1312 amino acids)
Biological process (GO): transmembrane transport
Cellular component (GO): membrane
Molecular function (GO): ATP binding; ATP hydrolysis activity; ABC-type transporter activity
Source: RefSeq, a predicted model, not a curated record